Gadus morhua (Atlantic cod) is the source of this 8011-nucleotide messenger RNA. It is a transcript of the gene sema4gb, whose product is annotated as sema domain, immunoglobulin domain (Ig), transmembrane domain (TM) and short cytoplasmic domain, (semaphorin) 4Gb. Gene Ontology annotation, biological process: positive regulation of cell migration; axon guidance; neural crest cell migration. Gene Ontology annotation, molecular function: semaphorin receptor binding; chemorepellent activity. Bases 319 to 3048 code for a protein of 909 amino acids. NCBI's taxonomy places the organism in Eukaryota, Metazoa, Chordata, Actinopteri, Gadiformes, Gadidae. Gene Ontology annotation, cellular component: plasma membrane. The transcript is spliced from 15 exons. The record is from RefSeq and is a predicted model, not a curated record.
AGAGAGAGAGCGAAAGAGCGAGAGAGAGAGCGAGAUGGAUUUUUUUGAGUUUAGUAUACCGGUGUAGUUCGGUUUGACAGUGCCGUGUGUAUGUGUGUAUGUGUGUAUGCGUGUGUAUGUGGGUAUAACGGCGCAGUGUCAUAUUGGACAGAGGAACCACACACAUAAUUGCAACCCGCGACGCCAGCGACAAGCAGUCAGGAUGAGCUGAGAAGAGCUCCCAGCUGUCCGUUGAGGAUCGACCGACCAGAUACAUGCUGCUGGUCUGUGUACGACCAACACAGUACACCGCGACCACCACAGUGUAGCCGAUCCGCCAUGGCGGAGCCGAGCAGAAUGCUAGCGCUGCUGUGGCUGUCGCUGCUGUUCCUGGCCAGGCAGUCGGCACUCUGGGCCUUCCCCUUCGGCCCGUCCCUGGACGUGGACGUUACCCCCAGAACCACCGUCUACUCCAAAGGUGUCCUAGGCCGCCAGCGCUUCACAGGCUCGGUGCAGAACUACAGCACCCUGCUGCUGGACGAGGGGGCCGGCCUGCUCUACGUGGGGGGCAGGGGGGCCAUCUACGCCCUGGACACCGCCAACAUCUCUGCACCGGCCAACGCUACGAUUGACUGGGAGGCCUCGGCAGAGCAGAAGAAGCAGUGUCUGAACAAAGGCAAAGACAAUCAGACAGAGUGCUACAAUCACAUCCGCUUCCUGGAGCACUACAACAGCACCCACCUGUACGUGUGUGGGACCCACGCCUUCAGGCCCCUGUGUGCCUACAUCGAUACAGAGCAUUUCAACUUCUCGUCAGGCCUGGAGGAAGGCAGAGACAGGUGUCCGUACGAUCCUGCCAAGGGCUUCACGGGCCUCCUCAUAGAGGGGGAGAUGUUCACGGCGUCGCAGUAUGAGUUCCGCAGCUCUCCGGACGUGCGGCGGAACUUUCCGCUGCCCGCCCUCCGGACGGAAGAGGCGCCGACGCGGUGGCUGCUGGAGGCGGACUUCGUUGGCUCGGCGCUGCUGAAGGAGCACGUGAACAGCUCCAUCGGUGACGACGACAAGAUCUACUUCUUCUUCACGGAGCGAAGCCAGGAGCUCACGGCCUACCCCAGCCAGACCAGGGUGGCCCGCGUGGCCCGCGUCUGUAAGAGCGACUGGGGCGGUCAGCGGACCCUCCAGAAGAGGUGGACUUCCUUCCUGAAGGCCCGGAUGGUCUGCUCCGUGCCCGACUACGAGCUCCACCUCAACAUCAUGCGGAGCGUCUUCGUCCUGCAGGAGGCCGACGCCCACUCCUCCGUCUUCUACGGCGUCUUCGGCCUGGAAUGGAAGAACAUCAAGGCGUCGGCCAUCUGCCAGUACUCCUUCGCAGAUGUGCAGUCGGCCUUCGACGGGCCCUACAUGGAGGUCCUGGACUCGAAGUGGAGGGAAUACACCGGGAAGGUUCCGGAACCAAGACCCGGCUCUUGCAUAACGGACGUGCACAGAUCCCAGGGCAUCAACUCAUCCCGGGACCUGCCUGACAGCGUCCUCACCUUCGCUCGACGGCACCCCCUGGUGGCCGGCCAGGUGCAUCCUGUGGGUGCGCGACCUCUGAUGUUCAAGAGGAACGUCAAUUACGUCAAGAUUGCUGUGCACAAAGUGACGGCGCUGGACGGAGACGUCUAUCCCGUGUUCUUCUUAGGAACCGAUCACGGUUGGCUGCACAGAGCUGUAGACAUCGCUGGAGAAAUGCACAUCAUUGAGGAGCUGCAGCUGUUUGAUAAGCCUCAGCCCAUAGAGAGCCUAGUCCUAUCCCCAAUCAUGCGAAGCGUGUUCGUGGGCUCCUACUCCGCCGUGGUGCACGUACCCAUGGCAACCUGCCGGAGGUACACCUCCUGCUACGACUGCGUCUUCGCCCGGGACCCCUUCUGCGCCUGGGACAGGAAGAGCUGUGUGGAGAUAAGGCCGCACGGCCAGAGGUCGAACCUGACCCAGGAUAUUAUCAGAGGAACCAGGGGCUGCAGGAACAGCACAGGAUACGUGGCCCAGCGGGGGCGCUCCGUCAUGGCGGGCGACGACGUCCUCCUGCAGUGCGAGCUGCACUCCAACCUGGCCACGCCCCGCUGGACGCUCAACGGGCGCGAGCUGCAGGGCUACAGCCUGACCGGCGGCUACCGCGUGGGCACCGACGGCCUGCUGAUCGUGGGCGCCCGCCCAGCGCAGGGCGGCACCUACCGCUGCUUCGCCGUGGAGAACGCCAUCUGGGUGCCCGUGCGCCAGUACUCCGUCCGCGUGCACACCGACCCCGGUCUCCACGGCGACAACGCCGACACCACGGGCACCCCGCCGACCCCGUCGCCGACGCCGGACCCCACGGAGUCCCCCGUCGCCACGGGCGGCCCCACCGAGCGCCCGCUGCCCUCCCCCCCCGCCCCGCUGCCCUCGGCGUCCGGGACGGGGGGCACGUACCGCCACAUGGAGGCGGUGUACGUCUCCCUGGUGGCCGUGCUGGGCGGGCUGUGCCUGGUGCUCACCGUGGUGCUGCUGUACGUCAGCUGCUGCACGGCCGCCGGCAACCGCCGCCGCCGCCGCGCCCGCGCCCGCAAGUUCUCCCAGCAGGGGCUGCAGAUCCUGGGCGAGACGGAGGGGCCGCGGCGGCGGGGCAGCUCGCCCCUGGAGCUGCGCACCAUCUCGGGCCACUGCAACGGGCGGCUGGGCGCCCGGCACUCCGACUCGCUGUCCAGCCUGGACGACCCCAUGGACGGCUUCCUGCAGAUCGUGGCGGGCGGCCAGGGCUGCGGGCUGGUGUCGCCGUGCGAGACGCCGCCCGCGGCCCCGCCCUUGCCCCCGUCGGCGCACUCGGCGCCGACGCCGCCGCCGCCGCCGCCCGAGUUCGCCAACGGGCUGUCGGGCACGCUGCCGUCGGUGCUGCGCAAGAUGAACGGGAACAGCUACGUGCUGCUGCGGCAGGUGGACCAGGAGGGCACGUCGCCGCUCUACCACUCCUUCACCGAGGAGCUCAACCGCAUCCUGGAGCAGAGGAAGCACACGCAGCUGGACGUGCUGCCCGACGAGAGCUCCAUUUAGGCUCCGCCUCCGUCCCCCCUCGCAGUUUAGGCGCCGCCGUUUGUCGAUUUAUGAUUUAUCCCCCGAGAGUGACCCCUUGUGGCAGGGAGGACUAGCUGGGGUUAAACGAGAGGGUUGCUGAUGCUGUUGUCGCUUCUAUAGUGUUACUGUCCAUGUGGGCUUGGUCUGAACUGGAAUAUCCCGUCCCUCCCCCCUGCUGUGACUCUUGCUGCCCGUGUAUUUCAGUCCACACUGGAGGAUCCUUAACUUAAUUUACAUUGAGAAGAAAAGCUGUGAAACACAUGUGGGACACCGGCCUGACGGUAACGCGUGAAAUGGCCUCAUUGAGUCACACUAAGGCAACGAGGAUGCAAGUUGAAACGAUCCUACCUCAGCAGGGAGUGGGAAACGGAUCAGUGACUCAAAGACCCUUGGAAAGACCUAGGUGCCUUUGAGCAAGACACCGCUCUUUGCCUGUUGCCGGUUAACCGAUGAUCUCUCUGAAAUCCUUCGAGAGCGGUGCGAUGCGUGGUUGAGUGGGUGUAUCAGAGGCACGUUUCACUCUUAAGUGGCCAAAAUAGCUUGGAAAGCGGAACUACGGAAUUCAAAUGUAUCAUCUGUGUACAGUUUGAAACAGUCCAAACCAAAUGGGAGAUGGGAUCGUUUAUUUUAAGAGACACUCAGAGAUUCAGAGGAACCCGCUCCAUUGAAGCACAGCUUGUUAGACGAAUAUUACUUUAAGACAGGCAUAUUUUAAACCACCUUUGUGUAUAGAACUGGUGUAUAUAUAGCAUAACUGUUAUAGCAAAUAGUAGCGGUGCGAUUGGUCCGAAUGGUAGCAAAAUCAAAACUACUUUUAUUUUUUUCUACUGACCUGGUUCUCGUCGGAUUUCUCUGAGUGAGUGGGAGGAGGACUGUCCUAUUAGCAGCGGUAGUCCAUCAUGUGGAACAGGGUCGGGUUAAUUAUUAAUCAAUGACACCUGCUGACACCGUGCUGCUGCAGGGAGCUCCUGGGGUCACAGAGUUGUCUCUGGUGAGUGGAGCGGAGAAGAUCAGGACGGGUCACUGAUACAUUCGUCUUUUGGGAUGCGUCAUUGUGACGCACCUCACCUCACCUUCCCUUUCAACCCUUUUUUAAAGCUGUUGUUAACAGAGUGACCGAUACUCAUCCAUAAACUGUCUCAAGUCACAUUUUGCCGUUAAAAAAAUGUGCAGCGUUUAAAAAAAUGCUAAAAAAAUAACCCCAAGAGAAACAACGGCAGAUUAGUGUGUUUUGUGUUCCUUGCCAUGACCAUCCGAUGCUGGCGACAUGCCCAAAGCUACAUGUCCAAAGUAAAGGACCUUCACACUGACGAACCUGCGUCAUGGCAACCCAGUCCCCCCCCUCCCCCCAAAUGCCCUCAGCCUUUAUCUGACGUCAGUGCAGUACUAAAAGAACCAUCACCUUUUGGAAAGGGCUCACCGAAUGACCUUGGUGUGGAAGGACCGUAAUGGCUUUACAUCUGUACUAAUUAGCUUUAAAAGGAGUGUAACCUUGCACUUGAGGAGCCCGCCAUUACAGGGCUGUCCUGGCCGUUGGCGGAUCGAUGGGGUGCGUGUGUGUUCCUCUUGUUGAGUCAGCGCCGGUGGGUUCCCUGGAGGCUCCCGGCACCCGGGUUGUGUGUCCGUCACGACACGAGCGACAGCAGAAGCUUGUCCCCUGGCUGGCCGCUGAAAGAGAGAGACAGCAGGAGAGAGGGGUAGAGAGAGGGAGGACAGGAGAUUGAAAGCAGCGAGCGUGUUAGAUUAAUGGGGUGAGGCACCAGGGAUAACAUACCGGCCCUGUUUGAUAACAGUUGGCAGACCCAGAGGAUCCUUCAUUGAUUCGGUGUCUGUCCCCGGGGAUGUGGCGUCCGAUCUGAAUCUGGUCCAAUUGGAGGCACCAGGUGGAUCAAAGCUGACCGAUCUUCCUAACCUUUCUCUCACCCUCUCUCUCUCUCCCUCUCAUCUGUCUCACCCUCUCUCUCUCUCUCUCUCUCUCUCUCUCUCUCUCUCUCUCUCUCUCUCUCUCUCUCUCUCUCUCUCUCUCUCUCUCUCCAUCUCUCACCCUCACUCUAUCUUUCCCAUACCCUAACUCUCUCACCCUGUCUCUCUCACCCAGUCUCUCUCAGCCUGUCUCUCUCACCGGCAGUCUCUCUCUCUCUCGAACACCCUCUCAUCAUCUCUCUCUCUCCCCCCUUUUCUCUCCAUUGUAACCUGCCUGCCAUCUCUCAAGGUUUCCACUAUUAGCUCACAAAUUGCUAGGAUAGCCACUAAUCAAUUAGAAGUGCUCUUCCUUCUCCCCAAAGAGCUCCUGUCUUGUGCUGCUUGUAAUUUGCGAUGAGAAGGAUUAUGGGAUGCGGGUUCCUGCUAGUGCUGCUGGAUUAGCAUUUAAACGUUUGGUUUACGAGCCAAAGACUUGUGAUUUAUCACACACACACACACACACACACACACACACACACACACACACACACACACACACACACACACACACACACACACACACACACACACACACACACACACACACACACACACACACACAAACACACACACACUCUGUUUGUUUGACUGUGUGAUUUGCUGGUUUGGUUAAUUAGGACCAAGGUAUGAGUCCAGAGGUGAAGUAGACCUGCUAUUUGAUUAAUUAUGGGCAAACCAAUAGUUGUUUGCUGUCUUUUCAUAGAUAUUCCGGCUCUUCCAGUGAAUGGAAAACACAACAGGAAUAUUCUCUUUUCAUCACUCUGAAGGACUCUGUUUACAACCGGCAUGGAAACAGGACGUGAUAUUGUGUGUUCUCCUGUGGUCAGAAAGAUCAACGGAAAGCAUCCUUCCCUUCUGUUUCUCUCCGUACACAAAGACGCGUCCGGCUCCCCGUCGACGGAGGUCCACAAUAGGCCCACGGACCGUGCUGAGAACCGCCAACCCUGGAAGAAACAGCCUUGGAUCGUGUGGCCAAAGAAACUGCCGUUUUCACAAGAGACGUCACGAUUUGCACUUUUGUUGAAACAACUUUAACGCGGUUUUACCUUUUCGUAAACGACAACAAUCUUAGCUGACUGUGUAUAGUAUUGGUAUUAUUUUGAAAUGUAAGCCUGCGUACUAUACAAUAGCUUAAGAUAACAGUUACUACCUAUUUGUAAUUUAUAUACAAUGUUAUAUUUAUUUCCAUAUAUAUUUCAUUCCCGCUGUCCUUUGCACAGGCAUGAACCACUUUGCAUCAUCUUGCGAGAAAAAGGAAACGUAAUCAUUUUCAGUGUCGGUAGCCCUGAGGGAAUUUCCCAGGAAACAUGUUCACACACACAUGGAUCCGAUUCUGUCGGCUCACACUGCCGGUACACGGGGGGAGAAGGUGGGUUGUCACAGGCCCUUCUGCCCCUGCCUAUCGCUCCUGAACCCCCUGGAGCCAAUCGGUCACCCAUUCGAUUUGAUUAAAUUCAAUUCAAUUAAAUUAAUACAGCCAGUUAUCACAUGUAUAGUCUAAAAGGGCUUAACAGGCCUUAUAUAUUUAUGACGGCUUUUAUGACAAAAUUCGAUGAGAUUUAAAAAAAUAUAUAUAGAUCUAUAAAAAGCAGUGACAACAACUAAAAAACACAUGGAGGAGGCUCCAGAAAAUGAGUUAAUUCUAGCGCAAGGUCUCUUAGGUAGUAGCUAAGCAACAGCAUCUCUGUUCAGAGAGUGUUGCAACGCUAGUGGCCUGCCACAUGCUGUCAUUUAGCAUCAAGGAGCUUGGUUGUGAUGUGUUGUGAUGCUUGAUGUUGCUGGUAUAUCAAUUUUCCCAAGGGAAAAACUUGGGACGGUUUUUAGUGCGAGAUAAUUUGAUACAAAACAACAAAAAACGGAAUAAAUAUUUUCAUAUUGACGCCAUGGUUGUUCAUGCCUUGGUGGGCUUUUCUAUGGUAUAUUUUGCUCAAGAUGGUUGUCCCUUUUCAGAUCGUGACGCUCAAAAAAUGUAUUUUCUACUUUUCCCAGUCCAGCUGUUUCUCUUUCUAUGCUGUAUUAAAGUUGGUCUACUGAUGAAUCAAUUCAGUAGGAAGCUGGCAGCUCUGUGGCCAUUAAUUAUCCAACAAGGUCCCCAUAACCACUCUCUCCCUCACACACACACACACACACACACACACACACACACACACACACACACACACACACACACACACACACACACACACACACACACACACACACACACACACACAAACACAGGGUGCUGUUGGAAAUCAACACAGUACCACUGCUGCAGCUGUGUAAAGUCCCCUUGUUCUAGACUGUCAUGGUUCCCCGCUCUCCUCCUAGACAGUCAUCGCACACUCUCGCUGCCCUCUGCAGAAAUCUAUUUUUCACAGCUGCUCCACCAUCUCCAACUGAGACGGAUUCUUCAUACCAGUCGGGCUGGAAGCCAUCCCUCAUCAGAACGCGAAGGAAUCGCCCCAGUCAUCACUAAAAUCCAUUCCCCAGCGUUGCAACACUUCACUCAUCUGUAUUCCUGACGAGCAUGUGCUUACUUGGUAUUCUAGCCUGGUUGGCGCCACACACACACACACACACACACACACACACACACACACACACACACACACACACACACAGGAAGGGUGAAACGAGGGCAGAUGCGUGCAGCAUUCUGUCCAAACGAUGAUGGAUUGAAGUCCUCUUUAUUUUUAGAUUUGGAAAAUAGCAAAGAGCAGAGAGCUGCUUUGUUUGUUCAACCAUCCUGGGGCAAACUGGCCCAAUCAACUCCUGGGGGUCGAGGGGGGGGGGGGGGAAGGCAGUGAGGUUAGGGAGGGGGAGGGAGAGAUUGCCCUUCCAAGCAUCAGGAAGGUCGACUGGUCAAUCAGCUGUCGCCGAUCAUUUGAAUGUGUGGGUAAUGUUUCAUUAGUUGUGCAUACCUAACCCAAAUUGGAAGUGUUAAAAGUGUAUCAUUGUCUAUAUCUGCCAAAUAAGAAUAAACAAAAAUGUCCAUAUC